Messenger RNA from Diaporthe batatas, 1905 nucleotides. Its product is annotated as pseudouridine synthase DEG1. The record is from RefSeq and is a predicted model, not a curated record. Gene Ontology annotation, molecular function: pseudouridine synthase activity; RNA binding. Bases 1 to 1905 code for a protein of 634 amino acids. Gene Ontology annotation, biological process: mRNA pseudouridine synthesis; tRNA pseudouridine synthesis. Lineage: Eukaryota; Fungi; Ascomycota; Sordariomycetes; Diaporthales; Diaporthaceae. Gene Ontology annotation, cellular component: cytoplasm; nucleus. The transcript has a single exon.
AUGAAGUCGGUCAGGGGUUUCAUCCACGGCUCAACAUGGAAUAAAGCCAGACCAGUCAAUUUCCCCGUCCUGAAUGCCCCAGCGGCGCACGUCCUGAGCACUAUUUCAACACCGGCCCCCGCAAGACCAGUGUCGCACAGAACCACUACAAUGGCCGAUUAUAGCAAAUGGACCAAGGAUGACCUCGUGAGCCGCAUCAAGCAGCUUGAAAAUGAGAUCAAAUCCCAGAGUGGUGGGCUCCAGGCCACCAGCCCACCAAAACACCAGGACCAGGAAGCGGCCGUGCUGCCCGGCGAGCCCGCCAAGAAGAAGGCGAAGAAGAAAAAUAGUAAGGGCAUCGACCCAGCCAAUUACUCGAAGCGCUUCGUGGCCCUCAAACUUGCCUACCUGGGCAAGAAAUACAACGGCUUCGAGUACCAGCCGACCGGGGCCAUGUCCACCAUCGAGGAGGAGCUGUGGAAGGCGCUCGUGAAGGCAUGCCUGAUCUUCCCGGACCCGCAGCGGCCCAACGAGGUUGACUGGAACUGCUGCGAGUACUCCAAGUGUGGCAGGACGGACCGCGGGGUGAGCGCCUUUGGCCAGGUCGUCGCGCUGCGGGUGAGGAGCAACAAGCCGGUCAAGGCCGCGAGGACGAGAGCCCGGCCCGCAGCCACGGGCCAGGCUGACAGGGUCGACGUCGAGAUGGGCGGCACGCCAGCUGCCGGAGAGGCGGAGGUGGAGAGGGCGGAGGAUGAUGAUGAUGCGCCACUGCCAGUUGAUCAGGAGAUACAGUACUGCCGCGUGCUCAACCGCAUCCUGCCGCCUGACAUUAAGGUCUACGCGUGGUGCCCGAGUCCCCCUCCGGACUUCUCGGCGCGCUUCAGCUGCCGGGAGAGGCAGUACCGCUAUUUCUUCACACAGCCAGCGUUUGCACCACUGCCCAACUUCCUCGAGGGGGCCAACAACGGCAGUGGCAACGGCAACGGUAAAAGCAAGGGCCAGGCGCCCCAGCGCUCUUCGGGCCGGCCAAAGGACGGCUGGCUUGAUAUCGGCGCAAUGCGCAAGGCGGCAAAGAUGUUUGAGGGGGUACACGACUUCCGCAACUUCUGCAAAGUUGACCCGUCAAAGCAGAUCACCAACUUUGUGCGGCGGAUCUUCGAGUCGGACAUCGUCGAGGUGGACGGCGUCAACACCUCGGUGCCGUACCUGGACGGCCCGCAGUUCCGCGACGCCGCGGCGGAGGCGGGCGUGGCGCACCCCAAGGUGUACUACUUCCACGUGCGCGGGUCGGCCUUCCUGUGGCACCAGAUCCGCUGCAUGGUGGCGGUGCUUUUCCUCGUCGGCCAAGGGCUGGAGGACCCCGGGGUGGUGGCGGAGCUGCUGGACCCCGAGCGGCACCCCCGGCGGCCCAACUAUGUCCUGGCGGACGACAGGCCGCUGGUGCUGUGGGACUGCGUGUUCGGGCGGGACCAGGGCGACGGGGCGGCCGAUGGGGUCGACUGGGUGUACGUCGGGGCCGACAACCCGCUGAACCUGCACGGCUCGUGGGGCGUGGCCAACGACCUGUGGGAGUACUGGCGCGAGAAGAAGAUGGACGAGCUCCUGUCCAACCGGCUCCUGGACUGGGUGUCCCACAAGACGGGCGUGAGCCUUGUGCCCGAGGCCGGGAGCCAGGCGCUCCAGAAGGCCAUGGCCGGCGCGAGGAGCAGCACGAGGGUCUACGAGGGCGGCAACGGACCCCGGUUCGUGGGCACAUAUGUGCCGCUGCUGAAGAAGGACAAGCUCCAGAGCCCCGACGACCAGAAUGACCGGUGGGCGCAGCGCAAGGGGUUCAACAAUGCCGAGGAGAUGAGAGCUGUGGGCAACUGGAGGGACGCGAUCAAGGACAUGAAGGGCGCCGCCGACGGGGAUGGGGGGAAUGAGUAG